GGCCCAGGUUUUCCGGCCGACCAGCCAGCAUGGUAAUAGAAUAGGCGAUGUAAUUUGACACUUCAACUUACUGUGCUCCCUGCUAGUUGAUUCACUUAGUCCCCCAGUAACACUGAGCUCCUUUUACUGUGUGUGGGGGAAUAAGGGCCGGAGAUCGGCGGCGGCGGAGGAGGAGGAGAUCCGGGGAGAGAGAUUGAGCGAGAGGAGUGUGACAUCCAGCAGCCGGAGAGAGGAUAUUAUUCAUCUGGAGGAGCCCAGCCUGCCGCACACACACACACACACCGGGAUUUGAAAAUCCUGAAAAACAUCAAUGUGGCCGUUGCGGCUGGACAUAACCAAUACGUUUCUGGAAAUAAUUUGGUGAAUUCAUUUCUAGCCUGAACUGCUAGAGUGAGCGAUUAGCACAGCAUCAAAUAGACCAAAAGCAAUAGAGCACACACACACGGCAGUGCACAAUACAAAAUUCAUCUGCAAAUGCACAGAGUGGGAUGUAUAUAGUUUUACAGCACAGCGUACAGAGUGAGGAAAAGACAAGUGUUUCCCGUUCCUUGGUUGCAAGACUCCCAAAACCACCCAUGUAGGGCAAGACGGAUACCCUUCUUGAUUGGAUCUCCUUAUCCUGUCCAACACUGGAUAAUGGAUUUAGGCAAGUGAGCAAGAGAAGGGAGCGAAAAGCUGUUGGUCUAAAUGCACUGGGGCAUGCAGGUUUGAAGACCUUUCAUGGCUUUCAGGUAGAAGCAGAGCAGUCUUUGUCAGGAUGAACUCUAUGGACAGACAUAUACAGCAGACUAAUGACCGUCUGCAGUGCAUAAAACAGCACUUACAAAACCCAACAAACUUCCACAAUGCAGCUACAGAGCUCUUGGACUGGUGUGGAGACCCUCGAGCUUUUCAAAGACCCUUUGAACAGAGCCUAAUGGGCUGUUUAACGGUAUGUUUGGCGGUGGUUAGCAGAGUAGCAGCACAGCAAGGCUUCGAUCUGGACCUUGGAUACAGACUCCUAGCUGUAUGCGCAGCCAACAGAGACAAGUUCACCCCCAAAUCAGCCGCUCUCCUUUCUUCGUGGUGUGAAGAGCUGGGAAGGCUUCUCCUUCUACGUCACCAGAAGAGCAGACAAAGUGACCCUCCAGGGAAACACCCCAUGCAGCCCCCCAUGAAUUCUUUGUCCUCUAUGAAACCAUCUCUGUCCCACAGUGAUGGAUCUUUCCCUUAUGAUUCUGUCCCUUGGCAACAGAACACAAGUCAGCCCCCAGGUUCUCUCUCGGUGGUUACUACAGUUUGGGGGGUCACAAACACAUCGCAGAGUCAGGUUCUGGGAAACCCAAUGGUUAAUGCAAACAAUCCUAUGAAUCCUUCUGGCAACCCCAUGGCAUCUGGCAUGAACAACAACAGUGCUGGCAUGAAUUCUCCUCAGUUUGCUGGGCAACAACAGCAGUUUUCCUCAAAGGGCGCAUCCAACCAGCAGUAUAUGCAGCAAAGCAUGUAUGGACGUCCAAAUUAUCCAGGGGGAGGAGGAUAUGCGGGCAGCUAUCCUGGUGGACCCAAUAAUCCUUCUGGAAUGGGCAUCCCACCUCAUUCGCGACCACCCUCAGAUUUCACCCAGCCAGCGGCGGCGGCUGCUGCAGCUGCUGUUGCUGCUGCAGCUGCUACUGCUACCGCUACAGCAACUGCCACAGUGGCAGCGAUGCAGGAAACUCAGAAUAAGGACAUGAACCAGUACGGCCCAGUGUGUUCCUCUUUCCAGAUGGGUCCUGCCCAGGCCUACAACAGUCAGUUCAUGAACCAGCAAGGCCAACGAGUGCCCUCUGCUAUGUCAGGCAGUAUGAACCCAGCUGGGAUGGGUCCCAACAUGGCACCUUCCAAUAUGAGUGGCCCACCGAUGGGAAUGAAUCAGCCUCGGCCUGGCAUGAACCCUUUCAGCGCACAUGGUCAAAGGAUGCCUCAGCAAAGCUACCCUGGCCCCAGACCUCAGUCGUUGCCCAUGCAGGGCAUUAAAAGGCCAUACCCAGGAGAGCCAAAUUAUGGUAGCCAGCAAUAUGGACCAAGCAGUCAAUUCCCCAGUCAGCCUGGCCAGUACCCAAGCCCAAAUCCUUCUAGACCCAUGACAUCUCCAAACUACCCAGGCCAGAGGAUUACAACACAGCAGAGCACAGGGCAGUACCCACCCCCCAGUGUUAGCAUGGGGCAGUAUUACAAGCAAGAGCAGUUUAAUGGACAAAAUAACAACUUUUCUGGGAGCGGCUACAAUAGCUAUAGCCAAAGCAGUAUGAACGGGCCCUCCAGACCGGGUCCUGUUGGAAAUUACCCCCACUCGCCUGUUCCGGGAAACCCCACACCACCUAUGACACCUGGCAGCAGUAUCCCUCCAUACCUGUCACCCGGUCAAGAUGUCAAGCCUCCAUUUCCUCCAGACAUCAAACCCAACAUGAGUUCUUUACCUCCACCACCAAAUGCAAAAGGGAAAGUUCACACUUUCUCUCCUUCUUCGAUCUCAGCCAGCCACACAGAUGAACUUCGUCUGACGUUUCCUGUGCGAGAUGGAGUAGUAUUGGAGCCCUUCCGAUUGGAACACAACCUUGCCGUCAGCAAUCAUGUGUUCCACUUGCGACCGACCGUCCAUCAGACCCUCAUGUGGAGGUCUGACCUGGAACUGCAGUUUAAAUGCUACCACCAUGAAGAUCGUCAGAUGAACACCAACUGGCCAGCAUCUGUUCAAGUCAGUGUCAAUGCCACACCUCUUACCAUUGAGAGGGGUGACAACAAGACUUCCCACAAACCUCUUCACCUCAAACAUGUCUGCCAACCGGGCCGCAACACUAUCCAGAUUACUGUCACUGCCUGUUGCUGUUCGCACUUGUUCGUGUUGCAGUUAGUUCAUCGGCCUUCAGUACGGUCAGUACUGCAAGGUCUGCUAAAGAAGAGACUUCUACCAGCAGAACAUUGUAUCACAAAAAUAAAGAGAAAUUUCAGCAGUGUAGCAGCAUCAUCUGGUAAUGCAGCACUAAAUGGAGAGGAUGGAGUAGAGCAGACGGCAAUUAAAGUCUCAUUGAAAUGCCCGAUCACGUUCAGACGGAUCCAGCUGCCUGCACGAGGACAUGACUGCAAACAUGUACAGUGCUUUGAUCUGGAAUCCUAUCUGCAGCUGAACUGUGAGCGAGGAACGUGGCGGUGUCCUGUAUGCAAUAAAACGGCCCUAUUAGAAGGUCUGGAGGUAGAUCAGUAUAUGUGGGGCAUCCUGAAUGCAAUACAGAACUCAGAGUUUGAAGAAGUGACCAUUGAUCCCACGUGCAGUUGGCGGCCGGUACCUAUCAAAUCGGAGAUUCACAUCAAAGAUGAUCCUGAUGGAAUGCCCUCCAAGAGGUUUAAGACUAUGAGUCCCAGUCAGAUGAUCAUGCCCAAUGUCAUGGAGAUGAUUGCAGCAUUGGGGCCUGGCCCUUCACCAUAUCCAUCUUUACCACCACCUCCUGGUGGAGGAAGCUCCAAUGAGUAUGUAGGACAAGGUAACAGUUACCAGGGUCAUGGCAACUUUGACUUCCCUCAUGGAGCGCCAGGUGGCACAACGAUGAACGACUUUAUGCAUGCUCCCCAGCUCUCACACCCCCCUGACAUGCCUGGUGGGAUGUCUUCGCUGGACAAACCACUCAGUCACCCCAUGCAGGACUCCAUGCCUCAUGUAGGAAAUGCCGAUCAGCCUCAUGGCGCCAUGCCUCAGGGCUUACACCCACCUCACCCAGGAAGCCAGCCUGGGCAGCCUUUACAUCAUGGUGGACCAGCACCUCAACCUCGACAUCCGCAACAAUCUGCUGGCCAUGGGCAUGGGGAUAUGGCCUUUAACCCUUCGUCGGUAUUAGAAGGUCAGCCUGGUGGCCAGGGACCUCCUGAUAUGCCAGAGCCAUCGCUGGAUCUGCUUCCAGAGUUAGCUAACCCCGAUGAGCUUCUAUCGUACCUGGAUCCUCCAGACCUCCCCAACAACAGCAAUGAUGACCUUCUCUCACUGUUUGAGAAUAACUAAACUGAAGCUGUCUCCCCAUUCCCCAGUUCAUAAUCCAACCAAUCAGGACACACUACGGCAGGCACAAUUCUGGAAACUGCACCUCCUAGUCCAUCUUGUCUAACCUUCCAGCAAGCUUGUGGCUGUGUUUGCCUCAGACUAAUGGCACUUUGAGUGACGCUCCAAAAAAGGCAACAGCGGGCUUCAGGCUGCCUGCAGACAUCACACAUGGUGCUUCCUGGUUUUCCCUCACCGAGGUCUAUACAUGGAAAACUUAGAAAGCAAGGCUUUUACUAAGAAAGUCAACAAGUAGUAUCGGUGGUGGAGGUCCUAAAAGACAUGGCACCUCCCAAUGACCAGUGCUAUCCCCUUUUCCCACACCACCACCAGUCUCACACCAGCUGGAGGAGAAGAACUGUACCGUGACUUCGGAAGAAAGAUGGAACAAACACACGCACACAAAGCACAAAGUUCCCGAGCAGUGAGCAGGUUGGGCAGACAUCGUGCUCACACCACAAACAAGUGCUAAGGACAGCUCUGCUGGGGAUCUCCUGCGUCUUUUGUUUGUUGCUGGGGUACACUUCCUCCUGUUUUUAUUGUGGCAUUUUUAAAGACGUCUCCCCAGGCCUUUAAUCAGACAUUCGUGUUUUCCUUAGUGCACAGACUUGCACAAAGACCAUGGACGCUAAGGGACAAAAUGGCCUGGUCGUUCUAAUUUUUUUAAAUCUUUUGUUUUAGGCUGCAAAAAAGGGCAUUGAAGUUGGUUAAGACAGAGCAGCUGAAGGGUUAUGUUCUCUUUUUUUUUUUGUUAAUUAUUUUGCUUAACCCAACAAGACUGUUACACAAUAACUGGCCUUUUUUUUACCUGCCUGGAGACCAUUUCCCUUUUAAUAUAAACCCACAUAAACAAAAAUGUGUGUUAUUUGUGCAAUCUUCUUUCCCAGCCACCUUGUGGUCAAGGUACCGUCUAGAGGUGUGGGGUGGGGGUCUAAAUGCAUGAAUCUGACCCGGUUUCUGUGCUUCUGGUGUGUUAAUGCUGCUUGCUUCUGUAAAACUGUUGUUAUAUUUGUACAGAAGUGCAUGUGUGCCAAUCAAUGUUAUUUACUUUGUCUUUGUUAACGUUUCCACUGCUUUUCUCCUUUGCUGGCCUGUUAUGUAAGUUAAAGGGUUAACACGUGUCCCACAGACCACUUUAGCAUUGAGAGGUUCAGAGGCAGACAUUUUCCUAUUGCUGUUUGGAAGCAUCUCCUCCUCUCUUGCUCAUUCUGUGUGCAUCUCCCAGCUAUGAGAUCACGUCCUUUACAUAUUUUUUUUGUCCUGUUUGUUUUUGUUGUACAGAUAUGACUGACACACCAAACAACUCUAUUUUGUUGGCUAUUGCUUUCUUUUUCUAUCACCAAAGUUGUAUUUUGUACAUUUUUUUAUUUAACGAAAACAAAGGAAAAAAAAAGGGGGGGGGGGGGUGUUGAGUUAAUAACGUACCCAUUUGUUUUCCCAUCCAACAGUUUGAAAUUCCUUUUUUUUUUUGGUCUUCAUUGUGUAGAAAUGUAGUAUUUUUUUUUAUAAAUGCACCUCUGUUUUAUUUGUGUUCAUGUUUUCAUUUUCUAAACUUUCUGUAUCUUUAUCAAGGUAAGAUGGCAGCACACAGCGCUGUUCAUAUGCAAAUCAUUAUUUUAAAGGAAUAUUGUAAAUAUGUUCAGAUAUUUUAGAAAUAUGUCUUGCCUGUAACCUAAUCUGUUCUCAUGCAGUUUUUUUUUUUUUUGCCCAAGUUUACGUGACACAUCUCCAUUCUCUUUAACCCUACUAAGUUUUGUGCAGCUGUGCAUGCAAUAAUUUAUGCUCUGAACCCCAUCUUAUGUUACCACAGAAGUAAUAGAUGGUUCAUAAACUGAAAAAACAAAGGUGUUGCUGUUUGACAGGGGGAACACCUUCAACCUAAAAUGCAUUGUCUUCAUGACUGCUGCAGAACUGGCCCAAUCCUAUUGUGUAGGAUAGUGAUGUUGCUUUUAAUCACAAUUAUCCACUCCUGCAGCAUUUAAAAGUGACAACCAUCAUUUUGUAAAGAAGUGAGAACACCUGUAAUAUUAAUAGUUUAUUAUUCUUCUCCCCAGAAAACAAAACAAGGCUACAUAUCCUGUGUCUUAAUGACCCUUUCUGCAUUGAGAUGUUUUCCUGAUAAUUUGGUUUCAUUGCCUAUGGUGCACAGAACUCAGCUAAACUCCAUUUGCACUAGACAUUCUAGUGGAGUGCUAGAAACACGAUUUUCUUUAAUGCUUUCUGAGACCAUAGGUCCUGCAGGCUAAAGCCAUCCAGCUCUAGGUAAAUGUUAUAUCAUUUAGUAUGCCAAAAUAUUCCAGCACAAAUAAUUUAAAUAAUCCCAGUUUAUGAUCCAAUUAUUUUUAUUUUAUUUUUUUGCAUAUCCCCAAAAAAAUGAAGCCUGAGCCUCUCGCCACAUCUGACUUUGGCGUAUAUGAGUGUGGGCAGAAGUACAGGCAAAAAUGCUUAUGAGAAACAACCGUCGGAGCAGUUAUUAGUUGGAAUCACGUUAACCUAUUUGCUGUAAAGAGGGGAAAAAGGGAUUUAUAGCAUUGCCAGCUUUUGCUUAGCCCUUUAGAUUGGAAAGGGUGAAUGGACUUCACAGACCCUAUGUAAAUAAUGUAUAUGAGCAGUAGAGACAUAAAACACAGACACAUUCAUUUUCCUGCGAAUGUGCAUUUGUUUGUUUUUUUAUUUUGCAAAAAAAGGUGUUUAGAAAAAGGUAAAAAAAAAAACAAAAACAAAAAAGCUAAAAAAAGAAAAAGAAAAGAAAAACCCUGUGUUUCCAUCCGCGUGGAAAUGAUCCUAUAUUUGGGGAUGGGUGGGGGCAAUGUGAUGGGUCUGGGUGCAUUUUGUGUGAUUCCACAACAUUGUUUCCACUCCUGUAUAAUACUCUGACCCUUUGUGAAGACAAAUUACAUCUUUCUUUAGUUUUAAUUAUGUACAUGUAAUAUUUUAGCUGACAUGCAUAGUCCUGUGUAAUUUUAAAGGUGCUACAUAUAAAACACACAGAAACAUAUACACAAUGAAGAUAAUAGUGGAUCAUGGGGAAAAAAAAUCUGAAAAGAUUGUAACCAAAUUCUCUUUGUACAAUUUUUGAUAUUAUAAUGAUCAGAUAGGGAAAUUACAAAAAAAUAUGGUACAAUCUAAUAAAACAUACAAAAGGGCCACUGUAUUUUGUCUGUACAUUGUAUGUACAAUUUAAUCAUUCAUAUUUGUAUCCCCUUCACUGCCAGAGACCCUUUGAUUUGUGUCUUUGGCAGUGAAGGCAUAAAAUGUUCAAAAAUAACGUAAUUGUGCUUUUUAGUCUUGCAAAAAUUGUAUGUAGUUAGUUGUGUCCACCUUAUAUUUAUCAAAUAAAUAUGUACUCAGAUCAAACUGUA
Rana temporaria (common frog) is the source of this 7410-nucleotide messenger RNA. It is a transcript of the gene ZMIZ1, whose product is annotated as zinc finger MIZ-type containing 1. Bases 758 to 4012 code for a protein of 1084 amino acids. Gene Ontology annotation, biological process: regulation of transcription by RNA polymerase II; protein sumoylation. The transcript is spliced from 26 exons. Gene Ontology annotation, molecular function: SUMO ligase activity; zinc ion binding. Lineage: Eukaryota; Metazoa; Chordata; Amphibia; Anura; Ranidae. The record is from RefSeq and is a predicted model, not a curated record.